CCGUGCUAAUACAUACACUCCUUAUAAAAUAAGAACGCCGGAAAGUUUACCAGGAUAUUGUCCGUGCGUCGUUUCCGUGUGAUGUGGUCUAUUUAAGUGGAUACAGUUUCUCUGGGAUAUUACUUGGAUUUUCUCACACAAUUUGUGGUUGUAGCAAAAUAUCGGUGUUUAUCGUGUUUCUGAGAAUGGACUAGAAAGGUAAAUAUUAUUUACCAUGCGGAGGACCGCCAGAAGAAAGAUGUUUUGUGAUGGAGCGAGGUGUGGCAUAUAGAACAGAAAAAGAGCCAAAUAGACGAUAAAAGCUUUUAGCAGGAGAGGAUAACACUAUAUUCAGUAUGGAUUUACGGCGAGUGUUACAAGGGAUGCUGUGCCUGUCUGUGUUUGUGACGAUGUACUCAACGGUACCAGUACCCCGUCACCGAAAAAGGAAGAUCAGACCGUGCAGAUGUAAAAAGUUAUUAAAAGAUAUCAAUGACGUCAUAGAUUCCAAAAUUAAAACAUUAGAGGAGAAAUUCGUAGAACGUUUACCUAUUAUAAAUGACUUAAAUAUUAAUAGCACAGUAAGUUUACAAGAAAUGAACUCAAAAAUGAGUCGACUGUUUCGUGACGUUCAGGAAACAGAAGAGGUGUUACGACGGGAAAGUCUGGCGCUAAGGCAGGUGAAGGAACACAUGCAGACACAGAGUGACACUAUGGGUAAUAUGAGUGAGGGUCUGAGCGCUGUCGAAGCGAUUGUCAGAAACUUAACUAAAGUUGUGGAAAAUUUGAGAGUUAUUCCUUCCAGUUCUAUAAGUAAUGCCAUUGUGGACCAGACUACUACAACUACAACGACAUCCCCUACUAUGCACGCGGCUCAUCAACCGGACGUUCCAUCACAAGAUGGCCCAGCACCCAUUGUUUACCCCAGACAUUGUCAUGACGUUUACCAAAGUGGUAGCCUUCGUUACGAGGGAGACUACAAUAUAAUGAUCCAACCAGAAAGAGCCCCUGCCCCAUUCAUGGCGCCUUGUAAGGCCAGAGAAGGUGGCGGCUGGACAGUGUUACAGCGCCGCCUGGACGGAUCUGUAGACUUCUACCGGAACUGGACAGAGUACAAAAACGGGUUCGGGAGUUUAUCUGGCGAGUUUUGGAUUGGAAAUGACAAUAUUUAUCGUCUAUGUAGCCAAGGUAAAUUUAAACUCCGAGUGGAAAUUGAACAGUGGAACGGAAGCAGGUACUAUGCUAUCUAUGACUACUUCCGGAUUGAAGACGAGUCGGAUGACUACAGGCUGCACGUGAGCGGUUACCAUGGUACUGCUGGCGACUCGAUGACGUCACACCGAGAGAACCACAAUGGUGUUCGGUUUAGUACGUACGACACUGACAAUGACCUUCGUCCGUUUGACAACUGUGCCAUGCAUUACCGGGGAGGCUGGUGGUACAACGACUGUUUUGAUUCUAACCUCAAUGGACGAUACUAUCAGAAAGGCUUUCAUAACAACUACUUUAGACAAAAUGGCAUACACUGGAACAGCCUACACAAAUAUUCCUCGCUCAAGACCGCCCAGAUGAUGGUCAUGCCCGCGUCAGACUUUAUUGCACACAAUAAGGUAUCACCAGGUGCAUGAAUCACGUGACGUCAGCUCCUCCAGCUAGUCAUUAGCAGCGCAGUCAUCUCGUGAUGCAUUUGCACGUUUACCUCUGACGUGGAGAUUGCGGGAAAAUUGCAACAGACUCAAUAAACAUGUAGAUAUUACAUAUAACUGGUUGUGAGAAAGAGACUGUUGCGCUGAUCCAAAUAAUGAGCAUGCGCAGAUCUUAAGAAACUGUAGAAUACUCAAAUAAGUGAUUGUUUGCGCGAUAUGUGAUACUUGGAAGUCUAGCUUCCUGUUAGUCUUGCGUUUCUUUCCUGGAUAUGCAUUCUUCCGGUUUACAAAAACAGGCCUGUACUGACUUCCUUAUUCAAGUGGCUGGUUAAAUUUUCACAAAAUGACAAUGUUUGUGACUUCCGGCCUCGUAUUUUAUCUUCCAUUAACAUAUAUAACCAAUAACGUCCAUUUGUGGAACAGGAAUAUCAUCAAGGUGCUAACUACAUACCAAUGGGCUAUUUAUUGUGUCCGUGGUGUAUUACUACGCAGACCCAAUUACACACACUUCCUGUGUCGGUGUGGUGCCAGUGUCAUAAAGUGGGAGGAACAUGGUGCUGUACAAAAACUUAACACAUCUUUUCACGCAGACGUGUGUAUUAAUGGUUCCGUGCGGAGUCACAGUGACCUACUUAAAUGUGUGAUAACACGUGACAGCAAUUAUAAUGCUUUGGUGUGGUGACAUGUGUCGUUUAAACUCUAACCAUGGACGAUUGGGAAAUGACGUGAUGUGACCGUUUCUGUGGUAUAGAUAUGUAUGUAGCUAUGAAAAAUGAAAUGGCAUUGAUUUCAAGUUAUUAAGUAAUCGCCGUCACUCAGACGUUUUAUUUAAUGAUCACGUGGUCUCGUCUGUCUCUUCCGUAUCGAUUCAUUGUAUAUUUUGAAUAUUGGAUGUAAAUAUGUGACUGUUGAUAACGAAGAUGUACCCUGAACUACAGUAUAUGUAAGGGUGAAUAUAUAUAAGUAAUGAUAAAGAUAUUAUUUAUUGUUGGUAUAAUGUAAAUUCAUAUGUUAAUGUUUUCACUGCCUAACAGAACUUGUCACCAGCCCUAACUCUGUCCAAGUUCCUGUAUUGAACCUCUAAACGUGUUUAUGAAAAAAAGUGGACCAAAAGUUCAUUAUCUGUAAAUUUUAAUAAGACAUAAGAUAUCACCUCUGUCUUACAAUUAGUCUAUCCUGUAUUCGCGUGAUGUGAACAUUAAUUGAAUGAAUGUAAGAGUACACGGCCCUGUGGAUUUAUCAGUAUAACUUUAACCAUAGAGUCCCCUCAGCUGCUGGUUCCUCAGGUACCGGACGUUCGAGAUCAUGUUUUAUUGUCUGUACAAAGUUUACUAUGAUUUCUCUUAUACGUCAAAGGUAUGUACCAGUGGUAGAUUAAUAUCGCUCUGAACUUUGGUCGGCAGUGCGGAUUCUGUCUUUAUCUUUACUGCUCCUGUUUAAGUCGGUAAACAUGAGCCCAGCUUUCAUGUUCUAAAGGAGGUACUAUUUUCGGUGGAUUUUUAGAAUUAAGACGCUGAACUAUUGUCAGUAUUACAAAGGCUUAUCUAGGUCAAAAUGUAUAUAAUUUCUCCAUUUUGUUGUGCUCAUUUUCUUAUUAAGGCGAUCAUAUAUCAGUGAACAAUAUCUCAAUGACGGAGGGAAGACAGGUUUCAUGUCUGACAAGUACCAGAUAGAUACACAUUUGUGUAUAUAUGUGUGUGUAACAUGCAAGCCUUCUCGUUCUGUUUCACUAUUUCCAUUCAUUUUUCGUGUAAUAUCAUUUAUCGUUAAUUUAUUUCUAAGCAUUCUGAUGAUCACUGGUGUAACCUUUUGCACAUGAAAAGCACAGUUUCUUAUUCGAAAGCAAGAAUAAUAGAGUCGAAAUGCGUUGAUCCAUAUAAUAUUCUUAAUACGGGAAAAAACUAUCAAUCCUAUAUUCUUCAACUGUAUUAAAAUCUAUAGACAAUUAACCAAGAUACUUUGAAGACAGUAAUUAUCCGGAAUAACGAUUCUCAUCCGGUGUUACUACCUUCCUUGUUACGUUUGUGACUAAUUUUUAAUUGUCUAGACCAAACUAGCUAUCUACAACGCUAACGUUCGAAUCAAUGAAAUCAAAUGGUUCUGUAUCCGGAUUUAGUAUGAUGUAAACAUGGUACCGUAUCCGGAUUUAGUAUGAUGUAAACAUGGUACCGUAUCCUGAUUUAGUAUGAUGUAAACAUGGUACCGUAUUCGGAUUUAGUAUGAUGUAAAUACGGUACCGUAUCCGGAUUUAGUAUGAUGUAAAUAUGGUACCGUAUCCGGAUUUAGUAUGAUGUAAACAUGGUACCGUAUCCGGAUUUAGUAUGAUGUAAAUAUGGUACCGUAUCCGGAUUUAGUAUGAUGUAAAUAUGGUACCGUAUCCGGAUUAACGUAUUUUGACUAGAUCCACAGAUUGACAUUGUUUACAUGUACAAAGAUAAAUGUGUUUUGUACAUUUGUCUAGUGCUGUUACAUCUAACACAAAAUACAAAUAAACUUGUGUUUAAGAUAGUUAAAACAGAAAUAAAAAUGUGAUGUACA
Molecule: messenger RNA, 4163 nt
Organism: Ylistrum balloti
Lineage: Eukaryota; Metazoa; Mollusca; Bivalvia; Pectinida; Pectinidae
Product: techylectin-5A-like
Exons: 5
Coding region: 336-1607 (423 amino acids)
Source: RefSeq, a predicted model, not a curated record